Molecule: messenger RNA, 3027 nt
Organism: Symbiodinium sp. CCMP2456
Lineage: Eukaryota; Dinophyceae; Suessiales; Symbiodiniaceae
Source: the annotation of a GenBank genome assembly
AUGCAUGGCCGUAAUCGUGCAUUUUUGAUGCUGCAGUCGGAGAGAGAAUUCAUGCAAGCUGUCAGUACAUGUUGUUGUUGUCAUAGCAAACCACUCCGAAACAAACACGACAUCUUCACCAUGUUGCGUCCAGACAAGCGAAGUCAUCGUGGAGCACUGGAUCUUGACCUUGGAUUGUCUGACGAUGAAGAUGACGAUUCGGGGCGAGUGGCUGGCGGCAGUGCAAAAAGAGAGGAAAGCAUUGGCGAGUUGUUGGGUGACAACAAAGAGCUGAAAUUUGGAGCUCCAGCUCGGCAGCGAAGACAGCAAGGGUUCCGGUUAGGGCGUGGAGUCGACCCUCUCCAAGCACUGGUUGAUCAAACUCGGCCACCCGUCACAGAGGAUGAUGAGCCGGAUUCGGAAUUCGAGCGAGAAUUUGAAAGAGCUGUUGCUGGGGCGGCCUCUAGCAUGCCAGCUCGGCCGGUGCCACCAGAGCCCUCAGCUGAGCCUGCAGGCGAUGACUUGGAUGACAUCGUCGGCGAGAUUGGUGAUAUACUGGGUGAUGAGCAGCUUACCAGUGCUCGGCGGACGUUGCGAAGAUCACAAACGGCUCCAACAGCUGCCCUUGAUCAUCACACAGCAGAGCUCGAGGAGGAGGCGGAGCAGAGGAGGCCUGACAGUGGGCGGGGUCGCGGCUUGAUCUCUGAAGAGGAAAGCCUGGGACGCCGCAGACAGGCAAGCGGCACACCCGUGCAGCGCACGGGCACCCGUGAUCGGGCGGACAUGCCGGCGCCUGGCGACACGGGCAGGACUUUCACUCUUGGCUCUCCACGACAGCGCUCACAGCCGCCUCCUAGCUCCCCACCAGAUCGAUUUGACCGGUCACCCUCAGGUAGUGGCUAUGCUUCGGAUGGCCGCUUCCAGGGGUCUGGUGCGGGGGAGUCGACCUCUACACGGCGAGCGCUGGAAGUGGAGCUUUCGCUGCAGUCGCGGCCAAGGCGGCGACUCGGGGGAGCAAAGGCUCCAGCAGAUCCGGGCUUGGAUGCCGAUGAGCUUCCCAUUACUGACCAGCGCGAAGGAGAAGGAAGCAGCUUCGAGGUCCCUCAGCCACGUGGGGCGGGCAGCGUUCGGGCAGGAAGCGCCGCAAGUGGCAACAGCGUGCCCGGCCAAAGUGCCACGCCCGCAAAGAGUCCUCCGAGCUCUGCGGGGAGCCGGCGGGUACCGCCAAGCACUGGCUCCGCCAUGCAGCCCCAGCGUGCUGGCGAGUCCGUCGCUGUGGCAAAGGCCAAGAGCAGACUGGCGAGCGGCUCCGAGGCCCAGGGCCGGCUUCAUUCUCCACAGGCGACGCAGUCCCAGCCUGUGCCACGUGCUGCAGCUGAGCCAGCGAGGUAUGAGCCGCGCAGUGGCACCAUGCAAGCAGAGCAUCAGGUACGUGUGACACCUGUGCCGUCUGCUGGGGCGGUGCUUCUGCCCCACAUGGCAGAAGGGCCAACGCCCAAGGGCGGCAUCAGCACUCCGCCCUCAGAAAGGGACUUGUCCUUCGCAAUUGAUCCUGGCGCAUUGGGAGGCCCAAGCUUUCCGGCUGGCCCGCCUCUUGGCGGUGCGCCUUCGCACGAUCUGCUGCUGCAACUGGCACAGGCUAAGGCGAAGGUUAAGCACCUGGAGCUGCAGCUCGAGGACUGCGAGCAACGCUGGCAGCGGCGCUUUGAGGAUGCGAAGCGCCAGGAGGACGCCGGGCAUGCGCGUAUGGAGUUGCAGUGCCGAUACCUGGAAGCUGAGCUCGACAGAUGCAAGGAGGUGCACGCCAGCGAGAUGCGACACUUUCAAGAGCAGAAGCGACUUCUUGUCCAAAGUCAUACGACGGAAGUCGAAGAUGCAAAGCGCGAAGAACGACGGAAGGCGCAGGCAGACAUCGACAAGGUGAAAGCCGACUGCCGACUGGAGAUGGAGGAGCAGAAGCGGAAGCACGAGCGUUCCGUUUCCAUCCUGAAGCAGCAGUCCGACGUCGAGGCAGAGAGCCUCCGCCGGGCACAUACCGGAGAGCACCAUCUCACGAAACUCGUGGAGCAGGUACAGGGUUCCGUGGCUGAAGUAGAGCGACUCAGCAAACGCGUGGAUUCCGACAAAACUUUGGAGUGGUCGGUUCGCGAGAGGCAGCUGGAGGCAAGAGAGAAGAACGCGCGUGAGUUGGAGGCGCAGCUCUCUCGCCAGGGCAAGGAGGUAGAGGAGCAGCGAAGAAGACUGUCUGAGAUGGUGACGAACUUGAGGUCUUCUCAGGAAGACGAUAGUACCGCCAUGGCUGCCGACCGAGAGCGUCUUCAGGCGGAGCAUCAACGUCUGCUGGAUCUGCAGCAAAGUGUGCGUGAUGCUGACCGAAACAACAAGGAGGCGAUGAAGCACGCUUGGGCCCAGGUGGAAGAGGAGCGGAGGACUUUGCAGGAGCAGCAGCUCCGCUUGGACAGUGAGCUGAACUCGAGAAGAGAGGAGCUGGACGUGCAGGAACAUCGCCUGAAAGCCGAGACGGAGAGGCUGAAGUCCUUGCACCAGCAGAUCGAGGUGGCGCGGCAGAGCGCUGCGCGCCGGAUCCGGGACACGGAGUCCACGGUGGCGAACGAGCGACGUUGCCUCAUGAACGACUUGGAGGUCUUCGAGGAGAGACGCCGUCUCCACGCGCAGGAAGCGAUGAAGCUGGAAACAGACCGCAAAACCUUCCAAGAGGAGAAGGAGCAGUUGGAGAGCGACCUCCAAAGCAUGGGCCUGAUGGCCCACGAGGUUGAAAGGCGUUCCGAGGAGAUUCGGGCGCUGCAUGACCAAGCAGCAGAGGCCAGAGCUGAGCUGCAACUUCUUCGUGGCCAGCUGCAGGAAGAACGAACGGCUCAAGGCUCUGAGAUGGAGCGCCUCAAGACCAUGCAUUCCUUGGUUGAGCAGCAGCGGCUGCAAUUGCUCCAGACCGAAAAUCAGCUGCGCUUGCGUGGUAUCGAGGAUGUGGACCUACAGGUCACGGCACAGGCGGCUUCGACGCAUCUUGUGCCACGUGUCGGCAAGUGA